Molecule: messenger RNA, 8196 nt
Organism: Symphalangus syndactylus (siamang)
Lineage: Eukaryota; Metazoa; Chordata; Mammalia; Primates; Hylobatidae
Product: group 10 secretory phospholipase A2-like
Biological process (GO): arachidonate secretion; lipid catabolic process; phospholipid metabolic process
Molecular function (GO): phospholipid binding; calcium ion binding
Source: RefSeq, a predicted model, not a curated record
AGACUUUCCUGAGCCUGACUCCCAGUUCUGUCCCCAGCGCCCCGCGGCCCCUCGAGCCCCUUCAGUGACCAAGAUGCAGAAAUCAGGACGCCAUUGCACCGCCCCAGGUGCCCGCCCCUAGCCGGCUCUGCCUGGGCCCGAGGGAAGGUGAGGUCGGGGGCCGGGCCGGGGCGUGGCAGCGGGGGUGUGUGUCCGCCUGGCUUGGUGCCUCCGGUGGCCCGGCAGCACCGUUCCACCUCUGCCACCCUCCGAUGGGGCCGCUACCUGUGUGCCUGCCAGUCAUGCUUCUCCUGCUGCUGCUGUCGCUGCUGCUGCUGCUGCUUGGACCUGGCCCCGGGUCCGGUGAGGCCUCCAGGACAUUACAUGUGCACCGGCGUGGGAUCCUGGAACUGGCAGGAACUGUGGGUUGUGUUGGUCCCCGAACCCCCAUCGCCUAUAUGAAAUAUGGUUGCUUUUGUGGCUUGGGAGGCCAUGGCCAGCCCCGCGAUGCCAUUGACUGGUGCUGCCAUGGCCACGACUGUUGUUACACUCGAGCUGAGGAGGCCGGCUGCAGCCCCAAGACAGAGCGCUACUCCUGGCAGUGCGUCAAUCAGAGCGUCCUGUGCGAGGUGGGGUUUCACCAAGUUGGCCAGGCUGGUCUCAAACUCCCCACCUCAAGUGAUCUGCUCGCCUCGGCCUCCGAAAGUGCUGGGAUUACAGGCGUGAGGCAUGGUGUCCGGCCCUAAUGUGAGUGAUCUUUAACACUGAGCACUUGAAAAAGAAAACGUGAAUUCUUUGAUGUCUGGACGACAAGGAAGAAGAUAGAAAUGGCGUCAGAUAAUAAACAGUGUAAAUGUUUAUCAGAAAGGGGCUGGGGGUGGGGACUAGUAGGAGGAUUGCUUGAGGCCCGGAGGGCAUCUCUACAAAAAAGAUAAAGGAUUUUUUAACAUUGGCCAGGCGUGCUGGCACACAUCUGUGAUCCCAGCUACUUGGGAGGCUGAGGCAGGAGGAUCGCUUGAAGCCCAGGAGGUUGAGGAUGCAGUGAGCUGUGAUCGAACCACUGCACCUCCAGCUUGGGUGACAGCAAAACCCAGUCUCAACAUAAUAAUAAUAUUUCACAUAACCAACCACUUCUAAAGAUUAAAAAAAAAAACCCUGCAAUUAAAAACCUCAGGUCCCUCAGGCAAUCUUACCAGAUUUUGAAACAAUGCAAUAACGUAAGGACUGCAGUAUUUAUUUUAUUUUUAUAUUAUCUAUUGUUUGUUUGUUUUUGGAGUGUGUGUUUUGUUUUUUGAUUUUUUUGUUUGUUUUUUUUUGACACACAGUUUUACUCAUGUUGCCCUGGCUGGAGUGCAAUAGCAUGUCCUCAGCUUACUGAAACUCUGCUUCUUGGGUUCAAGUGAUUCUUCUGCCUCAACCUCCUGAGUAGCUGAGGGAGGUGUUUUGAGGCUCAGGGAAUCAUCAACUGGAGAAGGUGGAAGAGGUACGAAAAAAGAGUUGGGAGGUGUCUUGCAUCUCCUAAAAUCAUCAGCUCAAGGAAAUGAUACAGGUCCCCAGCGACGCUUGACGGGAGGUGUCUCUGGUGUCACAAAAUCAUCCACUGGAGAAGGUGCAAGAGGUACCAGAAGACAUUUGGGAGGUGUCUUGAGGCUCAGAGAAUCAUCAACUGGAGAUAGUGGAAGAGGUACGAAAAAGGAGACGUCUUGCUGGUGUGUAUAAAAUGAAAUAUACUGGUCAUCCUGGUUAUUCUACCUCAUGGUUCAAAGAGCCUGGAUUAAGACCCAUUUUACAGAUACAGAAACUGAGGCUCCAAGAGGUGAAGGGACAAAUGGUCAUCUGGGACUCAAAUCCAGGUCUGACACAGAUCUGGACAGAAUCUUCAAACCCCCCUACCGAGGUGGCGCCCAGGACAACUUAUCCGGUGUCUCCCUGUUCACCCCUGCCUACCUGAGGUUCUCCCCGCCUUCCGCACACUCGUGGUCCAGCUUGUCAGGCAGGGCUGACACGAAGUCCUUCAGGUGGGCCAGCUCCAGGGACAUCCAGACUUCUUCAUCCGAGUACUGGCUGAAUGGGUCCAGGUUCAUGCGGAGGGAACCGGAAAACAAAACAGGGUCCUGUUCAGAGAGAAGAGAGUGGACAGCAUGUGACGCCUAUGUCACGCUGACACGGAUGGAGACGAAGUGGGGCCUAAGGACUUCUGGCCAGGACUGUUGAAGGUGGGGUGUCAGAACUCCUUGGAAUCUCUGUUUCUGGAGAUGUUCAUAAUGGAGAAAAAGGCCAGGCAUGGUGGUUCACGCCUGUAAUCCCAGCACUUUGGCAGGCCGAGGCGAGCAGAUCACUUGAGGUCAGGAGUUCGAGACCAGCCUGGCCAACAUGGCGAAACCCUGUCUGUACAAAAAAUAUAAAAAUUAGCUGGGCAUGGUGGCACACACCUGUAGUCCCAGCUACUCAGGAGACUGAGACAGGAGAAUCACUUGAACCCGGGAGAUGGAAGUUACAGUGAGCCAAGAUCGUGCCACUGCAUUCCAGCCUGGGUGACAGAGCGAGACUCGGUCUCCAAAAAAAAAAAAAUAAAUUUCCUUAAUAAUGGAAAAAAAAAAGUCUGGAAAGUCUGAAUUUGUCAGAAUAAAACAGACUUCCUUUCCAUACAACUUCCUACAGCCUUCAAUAUCCAAGUGGGUUGAGAACCUCCAGAAAUGAGAUGCAGCACAGGUGAUUCCUAACAGUAAAGUCCUGUGGAUUCUCCCCUGUCAUCCAACUGCAAAAGAGACUCUUCUAAGACACUUUACGGAAGAUUACACUAAAAGGCAACAUAUUAAGGAAUCCACCUGCGGCUAUUGGUCUAGAAAAUCCUUAUUUCAGCCAAGCAUGUUGGCUCACCCCUGUAAUCCCAGCACUAUGGGAGUCCGAGGCAGGCAGAUCACUUGUGGUCAGGAGUUUGAGACAAGCCUGGGUAACAUGGUAAAAGCCCGUCUCUAUUAAAAAUACAAAAAGUAGCCAGGCAUGGUGGUGCGUGCCUGUAAUCCCAGCUACUUGGGAAGGUGAGGCAGGAGAAUCACUUGAACCCAGGAGGUGGAGGUUGCAGUAAGCUGAGAUCGUGCCACCGCACUGGGUGACAGAGUAAGACUCCAUCUCAAUAAAAACAAACAAACAAAAAAACAAAUCCUUAUUUCUUACCAAAUACGGCAUGUUUUCACUUAUAAGUGGGAGCUAAACUCUGGGUACUCAUGGAUGUAAAGAUGGAAACGACAGACACCGGAUCCUCCAAAAGUGGGGAGAGAUGGAGGAGGGUAAUGGUUGAGAAACUCUCUCGGGUACUUUGUUCAACAGUUGGGUGAUGAGAUCCAUAGAAGCCGAAGUGUCAGCAUCACACGAUAUACCCAUGUAACAACCCUGCAGGUGCACCCCAUGAAUCAAAAAUUAAAAAGUCUUAUUUCUUGUCUAGCUCUUGGAAGAGUUAGAGAUUCUCAGCCUGACUCUGGCAGCAGAGAGAGAGGACGGUGUCUUUCUGGAUUUUUCUAGAUGCUCCAAAACUACCCCUUGCGGGAACAAGAAGUAGGGAAUGACAGUCAGUUAAUUCCCACCUUGUUAAUCAUAUGCUAAGAGGAAAUUCAGGGAAGCAGCAGCAUAGCCUAACUUCUAUAAAAAUAAUGAAGGCCAGGUGCGGUGGCUCAUGCCCUUAAUCCCAGCACUUUCGGAGGCCAAGGUGGGUGGAUCAUUUGAGCCCAGGAGUUCAAGAGCAGCCUGGGCAACAUGGUGAAACCCCAUCUCCACAAAAAAUAGAAAAAUUUAGCUGGGUGUGGUGGCAUGGGCCUGUAGUCCCAGCUACUCAGGAGGCUGGGAUGGGAGAAUCGCUUGAGCCUGGGAGAUGGAAGUUGCAGUGAGCUGAGACUGCGCCAGUGCACUCUACUCUGGGCAACACAGCAAGACCCUGUUUCAGAAAAAACAAAAAAAAAGGACGAAGUCGGGCCAAAUGUAUGUUUGCCCCAAAAAUAUACAUACAUCACUGUCAGUGCAAUCACAAGGCUUGCCAGCUUGGGCUCACCUCCUGGGCCGCACCCAGACCCCACCUGGGGAAUGAUGGUGAUCUUGAAGCAGAGGUCAUGCAGGCCGAUCUUGGCGAUGUUGAUGCCAUUGAUGAUGAUCUCUCCUUCGGCAGACUCGUUGAUCUGAAAUAAGCCCAGGGUCAGGGAUGACUUCCCAGCUCCCGUCCGCCCCACGAUGCCGACCUGCAGGACAGAAGGGCCCAGGUGUGGUGGGAAUGCUGGCAUCUGGACUUGUCCCUGCCCCAAGUGCCCUCAUCUCGGCCCGACCUCAGGCAUCAGUCAUCUGGUCGACCCAACUCCACAGCCCUCUCCCUUGCACGCUGCCCACAGACACUCCUUUAAAGGUGUUUUGGCCGAAGGUCAAGAAGGACUCUUCCCUUUGCCAGGCUCCCGAAAGGAAUGACUCAGCUUUUUAUAAGUUACUAGAGACCUCAAAAGAGAUACAGAAGAGGCAGGAGGAAUUUCCAACAAAGCCCUAUUUGUUUAGACUCAAGUAACUAUUAAGUAAUAAUCAGGCAUUUCCUCAUUUCCCCACUCUGUUUUUCACACCUUUGAUGGUGAGAUUCCCAUCACGAGUUGUUGAAAUAUCUGAAAGAUUCAGGCAGAUCUUCCGGCCCUUUGCUAUGACCUGGUCUCCACGCAUCCUCUCUUGAAGGAACUAGGUUCUCUAGCUAAUGGCCAAUGGAUGACGUUCCUGAUCUCCAAUUCUCCCCUUCCUGCCUGGCUCUUGAGAGGUGGGCUUCCUCUUCCCUCCUACAGGGGUGUCACAGAGCAGCAUGCAUGCAAAAAUUCUCAUGAUAAGCCAUAAAGACUCAACAAGGGCUGGGGCGUGGUGGCUUAUGCCUGUAGUCCCAGCACUUUGGGAGGCCGAGGUGGGUGGAUCACAGAAGGUCAGGAGUUUGAGACCAGCUUGGCCAACAUGGUAAAACCCCAUCUCUACUAAAACUACAAAAAUUAGCUGGGCGUGGUGGCAUGCACCUGUAGUCCCAGAUACUUGGGAGACUGAGGCAGGAGAAUCACUUGAACCCGGGGGACAGAGGUUGCAGUAAGCUGAAACAGCACCACUGGACUCCAGCCUGGGUGACAGAGACCCUGUCUCAAAACAAAACAAAAGCAAAACCAAAACAGAUAGCAAGAACAUCACCCACUCUGCUCUUCUCUGUAACUCAGAGAGAAAUUAUCUGCUGGAAACAGAAUGUUCUGAGCUUUGUGAGAGGGACGUAGGAACAGUUCAAUAAGUCCGUAUGUUCAGAGGUGAAAGCAGCCUUGUCCCCCAGCAAAUAGCCAGGAAGACUCUCAGACUGAUUCCAGAGGACAGUCUAAGGGCAUCACUCAGGUCAAGGAACCUCUUCCCAAGAACAGCUCGGAACCAAGAAAAGAUUUCACAAUUCUGACAACUUCUCACUUCCCUUGAGCCAUCCCCUAGAAGGGAUGGUGACACCUUAUUCUAGAGAUCACAAAUUCUAAUGUCUUGGAGGGGCCAACUAGGCACUGAAUGGGACAGGGAGGGACUGGGGUAAACCAGGAGGCUCACAGGUUGACUAGAAAGAGCCAGGCGGGGGAGGAUUGACCUGAUGUUGCCAGAUGUUCUGAUCUUCCAAAAAAAGCAGAAAAUAAAUUUUUAUAUUAAGUCUUCCAGAUUUUUCAGUAUUUGCAACUUAUUCAAAUUUCUUCCAGGCCGGGUGCGGUGGCUCACACCUGUAAUCCCAGCACUUGGGGAAGCUGAGGCAGGUGGAUCAGUUGAGGUCAGGAGUUCACGACCAGCCUGGCCAACAUGGCAAAACCCCAUCUCUACUAAUAAUAUAAAAAUCAGCUAGGCGUGGUGGCGCAUGCCUGUAGUCCCAGCUACUCGGGAGGCUAAGGCAGGAGAAUCACUUGAACCCGGGAGGCAGAAGUUGUAGUGAGCUGAGAUUGGGCCCCUACACUCUGGCCUGGGCAACAGAGACUCCAUUUCAAAAAACAAAACAAAACAAAAAAACUUCUUCCAGGGGCCAGGAAUGGUGGCUGAUUCCUGUAAUCCCAGCACUUUGGGAAGCUGAGGCAGACAGAUCGGUUGAGCUCAAGAGUUCCAGGUCAGCCUGGGCAACAUAGUAGAACCCCUAUCUCUACAAAAAAUACAAAAAUUAGCCAGGUGCAGUGGCACAUACCUGUAGUCCCAACCAUGUGUAGUCACCCCACUUGGGAGGCUGCCCUUGCAGUAGGCUGAGAUCACACCACUGCACUCUAGCCUGGGUGACAGAGCAAGACCCUGUCUCAAAAAAAAAAAAAAAAAAAUCUUCCAAAACAUAUAUAUGGGGCUCAUUUGGUCUUCGGGCUGUCAGUUCACCUAAAAGCCUUCACUUCUGCAAGUUGGAUGUGCUCUGAACAGCUUUUACUGCCACAGUCCACUCCCAGCCCCCUGGAAAAGCCAUUCAAGCAGAGGGUGGAGCCGUGAGUGACUGGGGAGACACCACAGCUAGGUUCACCUGCCCGGUGGUACCCUGUGCCCAACUGAGAAUGGGUGGGGGAAUGGGGCGAUGUGUACCCACCUUUUCUCCCCCAUUGAUGGUGACAUUGAUGUGCCUGAGAACGAAGUCCAGGUCCUCUGGGUAGCGCAGGCAGUAGUUCCGGAAUUCCACUCGGCCCACCUGGGGCCAGCUGCUGGGUGGAGCUGUCUCCUGGAUUUGCCAGGGCGCCUUCCAUCGCAGCAAAGGGAGAGAGUAAGGAAUUCCCAGUCCAUCCGGUAAAGCUGUGACUCCCCCAACCUCCCCUCUCAGUCACUCUCCUGCCCAAGGUGGCCUCCCAGGCCUCAGCACUGGGGGGUUGCCCUUCCUGGAAAGCUCUUCCCCAAAUGACCCCCUCGCAUCCUGUGGAUCUCUGGUCGAUGCAGAGCGCCCUCCCAGCCCUGUGUCCCUCUGUCCCCUCCCGUGCUGCCUUCUUCAGGGCACUGCCUGUCCCCAGCCCUCUCGGGGCUCAUAUGCUUGAGUGUAUUCUGUCUCCCAUGCCCACUGCACCAUCCACUCAAUGAGGACAGGCUCUAAUUGUUCACUGCUGUAUCCCAGGGCUCAGAGCACAUAGCAGGUGUUCAAUACAUAUUUAUGAACAUGAACAAGAAGAGUGACACAGCUGCUGAUACAGAAAGUGAACCAGUGGUAGAAGGCACAGGAACUGAAGGGACAUAAUCAUCACUCAGUAGGUUAGAGAUACCUCCUGUAAAGCUGUCAUCUCGGUGUAAUAGAUAAUGGCUGACUGGACCACAGUUGUUCAUUUUUGUCUGCCAGAAUUAACGUGAUGUUCAUGUUCACCUUUCUUUUAAAAUAAUUGUACAACUGAUUUGUAUAGACAUUGUUCUUUUCUUUUUUUUUUUUUUGAGAUGGAGUCUCGCUCUGUCAUCCAGGCUGGAGUGCAAUGGCGUGAUCUCAGCUCACUGCAACCUCUGCCUCCCAGGCUCAAGCGAUUCUCCUGCCUCAGCCUCCUGGGUAGCUGGGAUUACAGACGCCCGCCACCACACCCAGCUAAUUUUUGUAUUGUUAGUAGAGAUGUGGUUUCACCAUGUUGGCCAGGCUGAUCCCUAACUCCUGACCUCAUGAUCCGCCCACCUCUACCUCCCAAAGUGCUGGGAUUACAGGCAUGAGCCACCAUGCCCGGCCACAGACAUUGUUCUUAAUAUGAACAUGAUAGGUAAACUUUUAAAAAAUUUUUCUGGUAAUAUAUAAAUGUUGCCCCCAGAUUCUUUUAACAUCAAGGAAAUGAAUAACAGCUUGUCAGAGACUUCCUAUGGAACAAAGAAUUUUUUAGGUAACUAUCAUUAGGCUGGAUAAGGUAAUAGAUAUAUUUCAAAAGAGCAAGUGGAGGUAUAUCUUAUCCGUAUCUUUAGGCUGAUGCAGAAUUUUAAGGUUUAGACAACAGUGUGACAUUUUAUGCACAGACUGGCUCUGGGUAUUUGAGAAGCACAAUACAGAGAGUUUAAAAAGUGAUUUUGUAAAAUCUACACUAUGGUCUCUGUUUCUCUAAAGUAAAUGUGAUUUGUUCCUCACACUGCAGUGAGUAGAAAAGAAACAAGAAAACAAUAUCAUAAAUACUGAAGUAUGUUUCAAUGUUGGGUGAGUUUUGUUUUUAGAUGCCAAUAAAACUUACUUUUUGAUAAAAAAAAAUUUUUUUAAAUAAAUAUUUAUAAAUGGAGUCAAUGAAA